UAGAAACAAUCUGACAGUGAGGAACCAUGACGCAAAGGCAAAUAGAAUGGGCGAUGUGGGCCAAUGAGCAGGCUGUAGCUAGUGCAUUCAUUUUGAUAUCUGGAGGAGCCAUUGGCAUAGCAGGUCUCUUUAAAGGCUGGGAAUUCGGAAUCUAUGGAAUUCUUGCUGGUAUUUUUGUGUUGAUUAUAGAGUACCCUAGAGGAAAGAGGAAAACAAAACACUCCACUCAGGAAAGAAAGUGCCAGAGAACUUUGUCUAGACUCCUGAAUUGCUGCGGGCCAGUCACACGCAAUUACUUUGUUAGAUUUAUUAUGCAUCUAGUACUGUGUGUACCUGCCUGCUUUAUUCUUGCUACACUGCUAGGAGGGGUCUGUCUCUUCAUCACAAGUAUGAUCUACAUGGUGGCUGCCUUCCGGGGAGAAGAAUGGGUAGCGGUAGGUCUAGAGGAGAAGGAGGAGGACCCCGUCAGAGAAUUGAAAUCCUUUAAACAGCCAAGGAAACCCCCACCACGGUUCCGUGGUCCUGUACAGGAAGAGGGAGAGAACCGGGUGUGAGACAUACGUUACUGAUAUUUACCAGAUGUGUUCAGACAAGAAUUCUGAUGAAAUAUGCCCUUCUUUAUAAACCCAUGUCAUACAUCUUAUAGUUUUUAUUUAUCCCAAUUUGAUGCUAACAUAAAUAAUUAUGUUCAUACCAGCAACAUUUUAGAAAGACUUUUAUGCUAUGUUGCCAUCAGUUUUGGUACACAUAGAAAUUAUAUAUGUUCUUGGGAUAUACAUUCAUGUACAUGUGCAUAUACAAAUGAUCUUCCAUUAUGUUUACAAAUAUUUUUAAAACAAAUCGUUGGGGGUUUUUUUGCUGUCUUCCAGUUGCUUUUUUUUAUGAAGUGCACAGAAAAUUUCUGAAUGAAAUAUUUUAGCAUUGAAACAAGUUUCACUUUCAUGUACAAUGUAAGUUAAAUAAAAUGUUCUCCUUUAGAAUCAGUUGGAUAAACUUUUGACAUUUUGAUCUUCUUCUCAAGUUCCACCAUUGGGAUUGAGCUCAAACUUGCAUGAAAUGAUCCUAAGUAAGUCCUGACCAAGUGUUGUUUUUUUCGGGCAUGUCUAAAAUCCAAGAUUGCCGCCAUCUUGAAAACCGUGUUUUAAACUUCUUCUCCAGUUUCACUGGUGCCAUUGAGCUGAAAAUUGAUGGUGAAGUUGUUAACAAAGUGUUGUUAUUUUUUCAACCUUGUCAAAACUUUGACAUGGAAGCCAGGAAGGCCAUUUUGAAACAUGAUUGUGCAAUCAUGGUUUUGCUGUGCAACAUCCAUGUCAAACUUCAUCUCCAGUUUCACUAGUUGGAUUUAGCUCCAACUUUACUGUCAACAAAAAUAGAUAACCUACUCCUCACCAAAACUACCAUCUUGCUUAAUGGAGAACAGCUUUUAGUAAGAUUUCAUUCAAAGUAGAAAUCAUCACCUACUCCCUGCUGUUUUAGUAGUUAGAUGCCUGUUAAGGCCUGUGGGCCUCUUGUUUCAUUAUAGGUCUUCUAGUACAGUAGGUCAUUAUUAUACUUAUAUAAUCUAUAUAUAACACAAAGAAUGCAUAAAGUAUAUCAGUGAAGAUUGAGAUUAAUAUUGUUGGGUAUAAUUUGGAGUUCAGUCCAACUUUGUUAUCUUGAAUUCGGUUGGACCAUGGGAAAACUUUGAGAUAACAAAGUAUUCAAUUUAAGUAAGUUUGAAUGUUUUAUGUUAAGUUAGACAGGAACCAUGGAAAUGCUUCCAAGUAGGCAAGGUCUUUACUUUAUAGGAGUUCCAGGUAACGAGGUAUGACUGUAUUGUAUGUAGAGGUUUGGAAUCCAUUAGAAAUGUUGUAAAGAAAAGUUAUCUAUAAUGUUAAUACCUUGUAGAUAAAGGAUGUUACCUGAUAGAUAAAGGAUGUUACCUUGUAGAUAAAGGAUGUUAUCUGAUAGAUAAAGGAUGUUACCUUGUAGAUAAAGGAUGUCACCUUGUAGAUAAAGGAUGUUACCUUGUAGAUAAAGGAUGUUACCUUGUAGAUAAAAGAUGUUACCUGAUAGAUAAAGGAUGUUACCUUGUAGAUAAAGGAUGUUACCUGAUAGAUAAAGGAUGUUACCUGGUAGAUAAAAGAUGUUACCUGAUGGAUAAAGGAUGUUACCUGAUAGAUAAAGGAUGUUACCUGAUAGAUAAAGGAUGUUACCUGAUAGAUAAAGGAUGUUACCUGAUAGAUAAAGGAUGUUACCUUGUAGAUAAAGGAUGUUACCUUGUAGAUAAAAGAUGUUACCUGAUGGAUAAAGGAUGUUACCUUGUAGAUAAAGGAUGUUACCUUGUAGAUAAAGAAUGUUACCUGAUAGAUAAAGGAUGUUACCUUGUAGAUAAAGGAUGUUACCUUGUAGAUAAAAGAUGUUACCUGAUGGAUAAAGGAUGUUACCUUGUAGAUAAAAGAUGUUACCUUGUAGAUAAAGGCUGCUUCCUUGUAGAUAAAUUCUGCUACCUGGUAGAUAAAGGAUGUUACCUGGUAGAUAAAGGAUGUUACCUGGUAGAUAAAGGCUGCUACCUUGUAGAUAAAGGAUGUUACCUUGUAGAUAAAGGCUGCUACCUUGUAGAUAAAUUCUGCUACCUGGUAGAUAAAGGAUGUUACCUGGUAGAUACAGGAUGUUACCUGGUAGAUACAGGAUGUUACCUUGUAGAUAAAAGCUGCUACCUUGUAGAUAAAGGAUGUUAUCUGGUAGAUAAAGGCUGCUACCUGUGUAUAAAGGAUGUUACCUGGUAGAUAAAGGCUGCUUCCUUGUAGAUAAAGGAUGUUACCUGGUACAUAAAGGCUGCUACCUUGUAGAUAAAGGAUGUUACCUUGUAGAUAAAGGCUGCUACCUUGUAGAUAAAUUCUGCUACCUGGUAGAUAAAGGUUGUCACCUGGUAGAUACAGGAUGUUACCUUGUAGAUAAAAGCUGCUACCUUGUAGAUAAAGGAUGUUAUCUGGUAGAUAAAGGCUGCUACCUUGUAGAUAAUGGAUGUUACCUGGUAGAUAAAGGAUGUUAUCUUGUAGAUAAAGGCUGCUACCUUGCAGAUAAAUUCUGCUACCUGGUAGAUAAAGGAUGUUACCUGGUAGAUACAGGAUGUUACCUUGUAGAUAAAAGCUGCUACCUUGUAGAUAAAGGAUGUUAUCUGGUAGAUAAAGGCUGCUACCUUGUAGAUAAAGGAUGUUACCUGGUAGAUAAAGGAUGUUAUCUGGUAGAUAAAGGCUGCUACCUUGUAGAUAAAGGCUGCUACCUUGUAGAUAAAGGAUGUUACCUGGUAGAGAAAGGAUGUUACCUGAUUGAUAAAGGCUGCUACCUUGUAGAUAAAGAAUGUUACCUGGUAGAUAAAGGCUGCUACCUGUAGAUAAAGGAUGUUACCUGGUAGAUAAAGGAUGCUACCUUGUAGAUAAAGGAUGUUACCUUGUAGAUAAAAGCUGCUACCUUGUAGAUAAAGGAUGUUAUCUGGUAGAUAAAGGCUGCUACCUUGUAGAUAAAGGAUGUUACCUGGUAGAUAAAGGAUGUUAUCUAGUAGAUAAAUUCUGCUACCUUGUAGAUAAUGGCUGCUACCUUGUAGAUAAAGGAUGUUACCUGGUAGAUAAAGGAUGUUACCUGAUUGAUAAAGGCUGCUACCUUGUAGAUAAAGAAUGUUACCUGGUAGAUAAAGGAUGUUAUCUGGUAGAUAAAGGCUGUUACCUUGUAGAUAAAGGAUGUUACCUUGUAGAUAAAGGCUGCUACCUGUAGAUAAAGGAUGUUACCUGGUAGAUAAAGGCUGCUACCUUGUAAAUAAAGGAUGUUACCUGGUACAUAAAGGCUGCUACCUUGUAUAUAAAGGAUGUUACCUGGUAGAUGAAUUCUGCUACCUGGUAGAUAAAGGAUGUUACCUGGUAGAUAAAGGAUGUUACCUGGUAGAUAAAGGAUGUUAUCUGGUAGAUAAAUUCUGCUACCUUGUAGAUAAAGGAUGUUACCUGAUUGAUAAAGGCUGCUACCUUGUUGAUAAAGAAUGUUACCUGGUAGAUAAAGGAUGUUAUCUGGUAGAUAAAGGCUGCUACCUUGUAGAUAAAGGAUGCUACCUUGUAGAUAAAGAAUGUUACCUGGUAGAUAAAGGAUGUUAUCUGGUAGAUAAAGGCUGCUACCUGGUAGAUAAAGGAUGUUACUUGGUAGAUAAAUUCUGCUUCCUUGUAGAUAAAGGAUGUUACCUGGUACAUAAAUUCUGCUACCUUGUAGAUAAAGGCUGUUACCUUGUAGAUAAAGGCUGCUACCUUGUAGAUAAAUUCUGCUACCUUGUAGAUAAAGGAUGUUACCUGGUAGAUAAAGGAUGUUAUCUGGUAGGUAAAGGCUGCUACCUUGUAGAUAAAUUCUGCUACCUGGUAGAUAAAGGAUGUUACCUGGUAGAUAAAGGCUGCUAUCUGGUAGAUAAAGGCUGCUACCUGGUAGAUAAAGGAUGUUACUUGGUAGAUAAAUUCUGCUUCCUUGUAGAUAAAGGAUGUUACCUGGUACAUAAAUUCUGCUACCUUGUAGAUAAAGGCUGUUACCUUGUAGAUAAAGGCUGCUACCUUGUAGAUAAAUUCUGCUACCUUGUAGAUAAAGGAUGUUACCUGGUAGAUAAAGGAUGUUAUCUGGUAGGUAAAGGCUGCUACCUUGUAGAUAAAUUCUGCUACCUGGUAGAUAAAGGAUGUUACCUGGUAGAUAAAGGCUGCUACCUGGUAGAUAAAGGAUGUUACUUGGUAGAUAAAUUCUGCUUCCUUGUAGAUAAAGGAUGUUACCUGGUACAUAAAUUCUGCUACCUUGUAGAUAAAGGCUGUUACCUUGUAGAUAAAGGCUGCUACCUUGUAGAUAAAUUCUGCUACCUUGUAGAUAAAGGAUGUUACCUGGUAGAUAAAGGAUGUUAUCUGGUAGGUAAAGGCUGCUACCUUGUAGAUAAAUUCUGCUACCUGGUAGAUAAAGGAUGUUACCUGGUAGAUAAAUUCUGCUUCCUUGUAGAUAAAGGAUGUUACCUGAUAGAUAAAGGAUGUUACCUGGUUGAUAAAGGCUGCUACCUUGUAGAUAAAGAAUGUUACCUGGUAGAUAAAGGAUGUUAGCUGGUAGAUAAAGGCUGCUACCUUGUAGAUAAAGGAUGUUACCUGAUUGGUAAAGGCUGCUACCUUGUAGAUAAAGAAUGUUACCUGGUAGAUAAAGGAUGUUAUCUGGUAGAUAAAGGCUGCUACCUUGUAGAUAAAGGCUGCUACCUUGUAGAUAAAGGAUGUUACCUGGUAGAUAAAGAUGUUACCUGAUUGAUAAAGGCUGCUACCUUGUAGAUAAAGAAUGUUACCUGGUAGAUAAAGGAUGUUAUCUGGUAGAUAAAGGCUGCUACCUUGUAGAUAAAGGAUGUUACCUGGUACAUAAAGGCUACUACCUUGUAGAUAAAGGCUGUUACCUUGUAGAUAAAGGCUGCUACCUUGUAGAUAAAGGAUGUUACCUUGUAGAUAAAGGAUGUUACCUUGUAGAUAAAGGAUGUUACCUUGUUGAGAAAGGAUGUUACCUUGUUGAGAAAGGAUGUUACCUUUUAUAUACGAUAUUAAUAAAUGGCCAUCAGGCCAUAAAUUUGACAUAAAUUUAGUUGAAUUUAAAACUUCAUUCCUCCGAAUUGCUUUUAAAAUGCUGAUAUUAAGCAAUGACAAUAAGAUUAAUUUUUGCAUCAGGUAGGUGCAAAGUUGCAAGGAGAUUAUUAUUGAAUUAUUUAUUUGAACUAUUAUAUUAGGUUAUUAGGAUGGUACAUUUUGUGACAGUUAACAGUCUUUCAUGAUGGCCUUGUUGUAGUUUAUGUACAGAAAAAGUUGUAUAUAUUCUAUGUGUGUUGUUUUGUCAUCACGUGGUGACCUCUCCUGACCAACUGAUGCCAUCAAUGGAAGAUUUUGUUGAGAAUCAAUUUAAGUAUUGAGUUCGGUGAACCAAAGUUACAGAGACUGUAGAGGUCCAUAAAACCUCCCCAGGCUACUCAAUUUGUGUGUAGUACAUACAAUAUAUAUCUGUUACUAACACUUUUUAUAUAUAGAUAUUAUAUGUAUGAUAUCAUUAAAUCUAUUUUUAUAACAAA
Ylistrum balloti is the source of this 6085-nucleotide messenger RNA. Its product is annotated as cytochrome b-245 light chain-like. The record is from RefSeq and is a predicted model, not a curated record. The coding region runs from base 27 to 554 and encodes 175 amino acids. Lineage: Eukaryota; Metazoa; Mollusca; Bivalvia; Pectinida; Pectinidae. Gene Ontology annotation, molecular function: heme binding. The transcript is spliced from 6 exons. Gene Ontology annotation, biological process: superoxide anion generation. Gene Ontology annotation, cellular component: NADPH oxidase complex.